Morchella importuna is the source of this 333-nucleotide messenger RNA. RefSeq lists its product as uncharacterized. NCBI's taxonomy places the organism in Eukaryota, Fungi, Ascomycota, Pezizomycetes, Pezizales, Morchellaceae. The transcript has 4 exons. The coding region runs from base 1 to 333 and encodes 110 amino acids. The record is from RefSeq and is a predicted model, not a curated record.
AUGGUGACAGAGAACGGUUCACGGACAGGCACAGAGCAGGAGGGGAAAGCGUGGGAGGAAAAGAAACAAAAGAGGGCUGGGGAGAAAGAAGAGCAAACACAGAAGACCACUGUCGGAGCAGGACGGCGUCAUGUCGCGCAGAACAGCUGUAGACCGCCAGACGCCUUGCGUGGAGCCGAUGUCGAUCGCCACACGCACCUGGGCCUGUCAAGUUUAUCGCUUGUCUUGUCUCGGGCUACUCGGCGGAAUACCACCCAGAGGGAGACCCCAGGAGGUCUGUGUAUAUGUAAGGAGGGGUGCCUGCUUCUCGCCGUCUGUCAGUCGAGCUGCUGA